UGUAUUUUUACUUGCAGGAGAAAAUGGGGGCGUCAGAGUCGCAUACAAGUGCUCUAUCUGAGGCAAGAAAGAGGGAGCUGGAGAGAAAAGAGAGAGAACUGAACAAAACAGCCAUGGAACUGGAUAGAAGAGCGAUGGAACUGGAUGAAAGCACAAUGGAUCCAGAUAUUAGAGAGACAGACCUGGAGAGAAGGGAGAAAGAACUGAAGCAAAGAGAAACAGAACUGGAUAAAAGACUGAUGGACUUGCAGAGAACACACAUGUGCUGGUUUAUAAGUGAUAUACUGGGGAAAAGAGAGAUAGAACAAGAGAAAACAGCAAUGGAUCCAGAUAUUAGAGUGAGACAACCAGAGAAAAGAGUGAUUGAACCCUAUAUUAAAGAGAGAGAACUGGAGAAAAGAGCAAUGGAGCUGGAUAGAAGAGCAAUGGAAAUGGAUAUUAGACAGAGAGAAAUUGAGAAAAGAGCGGAGAGAAGACAGACCGAUUUGGAUAAAAGACUGAUGGACCUGCAUGUAAGGAAAUAUAAGCUGUAUAUAAGAGACAGAGAAGCAAUGGAACUGGAUGGAAGAGAGAUAGAACUGAAGAAAAGAGAGAUGGAACCAGAUAUUAGAGAGAUAGAAAUGGAGAGAAAAGAGAUGGAACUGUAUAUUAAAGAAAGAGAACUGGAUGGAAUAGAGAGCGAAAUGGAGAGAAGAGAAACCGAACUGGAAAGAAGAGAGAGAGAACUGGAUAGAAGAGAAACCGAACUGGAUAAAAGAGAGAGCGAACUGGAUAGAAGAGAGAAAGAACUGGAUAGAAGGCCUGAAGGAAUGAAACCUGUGCGAACUAGCAGCAAUGAGUUAGUCCAUCCUAACAUGUCUGAAAGUGAGAACAAAUCUCCAAUCUAUCUGAAUGGAAAUUGAAGCGAGUUGAAGGAUGUUCCAGUUUUCCAGUGAAGGUCGAAUACAGCUGAUCAAUUGAUUCAAUUGAGUUGCUUUGA
Molecule: messenger RNA, 979 nt
Organism: Sinocyclocheilus grahami
Lineage: Eukaryota; Metazoa; Chordata; Actinopteri; Cypriniformes; Cyprinidae
Product: protein CROWDED NUCLEI 3
Exons: 3
Coding region: 24-902 (292 amino acids)
Source: RefSeq, a predicted model, not a curated record